Messenger RNA from Meloidogyne enterolobii, 585 nucleotides. Lineage: Eukaryota; Metazoa; Nematoda; Chromadorea; Rhabditida; Meloidogynidae. The record is from the annotation of a GenBank genome assembly.
AUGGAAUAUAUUUUGUGGAAUCGGAAAGAAUUUGACAUAAUUUAUAAUUGUACGGGAAUUAAUGUUGAUGAUAUUCCAAUUGAAAAAAGAAGAUAUCCAAUAGCUGCAAUUAUUUGUAUUUUACUUGGAUUUAUAUAUUAUCCUAUAUAUUUUCCUUGUCUUUACUCUUUCUGGAAAAAUAGAAACAAAAAUCCUUGUUAUAAACUUUUAAUUUAUCUGUCAAUUUUGGAUAUUGGCAUACUUUGGUUGCCAACAUUUGCAACCGGAAUUUUUAGCUUAAGCGGUGUUGUUUACUGUACUUCCCCAAUAUCGACAUAUGUUGCUGGGUGUUUUUGUUCAUGUAAGUUUAUUUCAGGACGUCAGUUAAUUUAGAAACUCGGAGAAAUAUAAUUGGACACAUAGCCUACCUGCCGGCCAGAGGCGGCGCGCGUUAAAUGUUAGCCUUGCGUUUUUUUUUGAAGAAGAAACUCUAGCUCCAAAUUUUUGUAACCUUUAGUCGCUCGCUGACAUUUGGUGAUAUUUAGUGAUACAUCAGUUUUAAUUGCAAAAUUUUUUUCAAUUGUCUUUUGCGCCCACACAUGCUGC